CGUAAUUGCAAUGUAUGCUCCACAACAGCGCGUGUUUUCUUCUACGUGUGUUAUUUCAAGAGCAGCGCUGUUUGGAGCUUUACUCUACAUUUGAACGGAAGUUAAAAUGGCAGAGGGCAAUCCACGUGGUCCUAAUAUUUUGAUAACAGGCACUCCAGGGACCGGCAAGACUACCCUGGGGUCUGAGGUGUCACAGAGGGUGGGCUUCAACUACAUCAACGUCGGCGAUGUUGCCAAGCAGCAUGACUUGUAUGAUGGCUGGGAUGACAAGUACCAGUGCCCAGUCUUGGAUGAGGACAGGGUGAUCGAUGAACUGGAGGAGGUGAUGUCAUCAGGCAGGAAUGUGGUGGACUAUCAUGGCUGCGACUUCUUCCCGGAACGCUGGUUUGAUAUUGUCAUUGUACUGAGGACAAACAACCACGAACUGUACGAAAGACUGGAAAAAAGAGGUUACAGUGGAAAGAAGUUGGAAGAGAAUAUUCAAUGUGAAAUUUUUCAAACCAUCUUGGAUGAGGCUCGUGAAGCCUACAAACCAGAGAUUGUUCAUGAGGUGCCCAGCAACACCCCUGAUGAAAUGGAAGAUAAUCUGGAUAAGAUAUCAGCAUGGGUUCAGGAGUGGAAUAUUUCCCACUAGCACACAGGGAGGCUGGCUGUGUGCUGGCUCCAACUUGUCAAAUGUACUGCAGAUAUCUUGACAGACUCGAGACUUUUUUAGUCUGUCUGAAAACUAACAUGCCGGAUGGGAUAUGAAACCCAUCUUGUUUCUUUGAUAUGGGCAGGUCCACUGCUUGACGGAUUAUCACCAUGACCGGACUAGUCACUGUCCACCAUGAGCUCAAGUUUUCAGCCCUCAGUUUUCACAUCUCUGUAUGGCAGCUACAAACAUCACCAUUUUGUCGGCUUGUCAUUUGGAAGCCUAGAGGAAGUGAUGUAGGCUAACUAUUGUAGCAGUUACCACGACGAUGUUGAUGAUGAAGUAAUAACCAUGAUAACGUUAUAUGUGAUUGUAUGACCCCAGUGUGCUGAUCAUGUUGUCAGAAAUCACUGCACAGAAGCUGCCGCUUCCUCUUGCUUCCUGCCUGCAAUGAGAGGACGCCAUGGAAGGAUAAGGUGGCCAAAAUGUCUGCUGUUUCUAGCAGAGGCAGUUAAUGGGGGUAAGGUGGCCAAAAUAUCUGCUGACCCGUGACUGUGCUUGUCGUAAGAGGCGACCAACGGGGUCGGGUGAUCAGGCUCGCUGACUUGGUUGAUGCAUGUCAUCUAUCCCAAAUGCGUGGAUCGAUGCUCAUGAUCAAUCACUGGAUUGUCUGGUCAAGACUCGAUUAUUUACAGACCGCCGUCAUAAAGCUGAAAUAUUGCUGAGUGCAGCAUUAAACAACAAACAACAAAAUGUCUGCUGUUACUAGCUGUUACUAGCAGAGGCAAUUAAUGGGGGAUUAUGUGGUCAAUUGUCAACACAUCAUUACUUUAUCUGCAUAUUUACCAUGAUGGUAGGCUUGCAGUGCUCUGGAGUGAAGUUUAGUGUCGGAGAGUGAAAUGUACAAGCUGUUGAUAUAACGGGGAGAAGUAUUUAGGAGUCUUGUAUAAAUCUUUAUAGACUACCAGUAUGCAACUCUUAUAUUGACUCCCUACAAGCAUGUCGAUGAGUAUUUGUGAUUAUCUGACCACAUUAGGGUUGGACUUUGUUGUUGUGGAAGCUACAGAUGCUGGGUGUGGGUUGAUGGUACCAGAUAAUCGGAGACACUGCUGGAGAUUUGGCUUCUAGUAACUUUCAAGCUUUUCAUUGUUUUCAGUUUCAUCUGAUAGAAGAUACAAGAGAAUACUGAAACAUGAUUAAGAGAGUGUAUAAUGGCAUAUUCCUUUCCCUUGUAGAAUGAGCAUGUUGUAUGAUUUGUUGUUCAUGUUGACAUAGUUCAAGUUUUAUCAUCUCAGAAACUGUGUCCAGGCUAGUGUUUGGACUGGUUUAAAGUUUGAAUGAAGAUUUACGCAUUUCAUUUGGAACAAAAGGACUUGAUGUGAUCAGGGCCUAUUAGCCUUCUGGAAAUCUCAAAUUUUAAGGUUUUUGAAAACUUUGAAAUAUUUUUAUGAAAAUUAUUGUGUAAUUCUCAUUUAUGUUAACACCUCUGAUAAUUUUCAUAAUGAUAUCUAUUUAAAAGAUUUGGUCAUUUCUUAAAUUAUGCUGAUCUUGUCAGUCAUAAUGGAUCCUUAUGCUUUGUCCACACCUUGAAUUCAAACAAUAUAUUUUUUAUUUGUUUUUCUCAUACAAAGAUCUUUCGAGAAGCCCAUAUUGGUAUGUUGAGUGUGUUGUUGAUUUGUGAUGAAAAGUCCACAUUAAGAAAUAAAUAGGAUCAAAGUGGA
Molecule: messenger RNA, 2355 nt
Organism: Haliotis rufescens (red abalone)
Lineage: Eukaryota; Metazoa; Mollusca; Gastropoda; Lepetellida; Haliotidae
Product: adenylate kinase isoenzyme 6-like
Exons: 4
Coding region: 107-634 (175 amino acids)
Cellular component (GO): cytoplasm; nucleus
Molecular function (GO): ATP binding; AMP kinase activity; ATP hydrolysis activity
Source: RefSeq, a predicted model, not a curated record